Molecule: messenger RNA, 231 nt
Organism: Saprolegnia parasitica CBS 223.65
Lineage: Eukaryota; Oomycota; Saprolegniomycetes; Saprolegniales; Saprolegniaceae
Exons: 2
Coding region: 1-231 (76 amino acids)
Source: RefSeq, a predicted model, not a curated record
AUGAUGGAGGCCGAUGCCACGCUUGAGCGCACCGCUGCCGCGGACGACUCGACGAUGGCCGAACCCAACCUUGACGGACGCACCAUGAAAAUGGGCCACGGCAAGAGUUUUAGCGCUUUGGAGCCGCACGGAUGCACGGAUACCGGCGACGUGACGGACAACCAGGUCGAGCCUAUGUACAAGGGGCCUGAAGAGAAGGCCGGUCUCUUCGUCGUAUUUCUGGUCGUCUAG